AACACCGCGAACGCUUCCGCCCUCGGUAGUUGCCGUAAGGCAGUGAGGAGGCCGAGAGGUGAGGCCGCCGCUGACCAACUUCUGGGAACCCACAGGUGCUGAGAACAAGAAAUCAAGUGAAGGAAGGAGGCAGAGUUUCCAAGACCGGGGUCAUCAUUUCUUGGAGUAUCCUUGACUGGAGAUUGAAGUUUUUGACCAGAAAUUGAGAACUGAUUCAGAAGAGCCAAAUACAGAGCGUCCAAGUUACCAGUAAUUUCCCAGAUUUAGGAGACAAUGAUGCAGGCCCAGGAAUCUCUAACACUGGAGGAUGUGACUGUGGACUUCACUUGGGAGGAGUGGCGACUCCUGGGCCCUACUCAGAAGGACCUGUAUCGGGACGUAAUGUUGGAAAACUACAGCAACCUGGUGGCAGUGGGGUAUCAAGCCAGCAAACCGGAUGCACUCUUGAAGUUCGAACGAGGAGAAGAAUCUUGCUGCAGAACAGAAGAUGAAAUCUACACUCAUGUCUGUUCUGAAAUCAGGAAAAUUGAUGAUCCUCUGCAGCAUCGCUUGCAAAAUCAAAGUAUUCAAAAGAGUGUGCAACAGAAUAUGUUUGGAAAUAUUGCUAAUCAGAACAAAGGUCAUAUCCUGCUGAAGCAAGAUCAUCAAACCUUUGGCUUACAUGAAAAACCUUUAAAAUCAAAUUUAAGUUUUGAUAACCAGAAAAAGAGCCCUGGCCUAAAGAACUCUGCUGAGUUUAAUGGAGAUGGGAAAUCCCUUUUUCAUGCUAACCAUAAACAAUUUUAUACUGAAAUGAAGUUUCCUGCAAUUGCAAAACCUAUUAAUAAGACCCAGGUGAUUAAGGAACAGAGAACUCACAACACAAAGAAAGCCCAUGUAUGCAGUGAAUGCGGGAAAACCUUCCUCAAGUUGUCUCAGUGUAUUGAUCAUCAGAGAGUUCACACUGGAGAAAAACCUCAUGGAUGUAGUAUGUGUGGGAAAGCUUUCUCCAGAAAAUCCAGGCUAAUGAACCAUCAGAUAACUCAUACAGGAUUGAAACAUUAUGAAUGCACUAAAUGUCACAAAACCUUCCUCAAGAAAUCACAGCUCAAUAUACAUCAGAAAACUCAUAUGGGAGAGAAACCUUAUACAUGUAGUGAAUGUGGGAAAGCCUUCAUCAAAAAGUGUCGGCUCAUUUAUCAUCAGCGAACCCAUACAGGAGAGAAACCCCAUGGAUGCAGUGUAUGUGGGAAGGCCUUUUCUACAAAGUUCAGUCUUACUACGCAUCAGAAAACUCAUACAGGAGAAAAACCCUAUAUAUGUAGUGAAUGUGGAAAAGGCUUCAUUGAGAAGAGGCGUCUUAUCGCACAUCAUCGAACUCACACUGGUGAGAAACCCUUUAUAUGCAAUAACUGUGGGAAAGGAUUCACUUUGAAGAAUAGUCUUAUCACACAUCAGCAAACUCAUACAGAAGAGAAAUUAUAUACAUGCAGUGAAUGUAGAAAAGGCUUUUCAAUGAGGCACUGUCUCAUUGUACAUCAACGAACUCAUACUGGAGAGAAACCUUAUAAAUGCAAUGAGUGUGGAAAGGGCUUCACCUUGAAGAGCCCACUCAUCAGACAUCAGCGAACACAUACUGGAGAGAAACCCUAUGUUUGCACCGAAUGUCGAAAAGGUUUUACCAUGAAGAGUGACCUCCUUGUACAUCAGCGAACUCAUACUGCAGAGAAGCCAUAUAUAUGCAACGAUUGUGGAAAAGGCUUCACUGUGAAGAGCCGCCUUAUUGUGCAUCAGCGAACUCACACGGGAGAGAAACCCUAUGUAUGUGGUGAGUGUGGAAAAGGCUUUCCAGCAAAGAUCCGGCUAAUGGGACAUCAACGAACUCAUACAGGAGAGAAACCUUAUGUAUGCGGUGAGUGUGGAAAAGGCUUCACGGAGAAGAGUCAUCUCAAUGUACAUCGGCGCACUCAUACAGGAGAGAAACCCUAUGUAUGCGGUGAAUGUGGCAAAGGCUUAACUGGGAAAAGCAUGCUCAUUGCACAUCAGCGAACUCAUACUGGGGAGAAACCUUAUAUAUGCAAUGAAUGUGGAAAGGGCUUCACCAUGAAGAGUACUCUUGGUAUCCAUCAGCAAACUCAUACUGGAGAAAAGCCGUACAAAUGCAGUGAAUGUGAUAAAACCUUCAGGAAGAAGACAUGCCUCAUACAACACCAGCGAUUUCACACAGGAAAGACCUCCUUUGCGUGUACUGAAUGUGGAAAAUUCUCUUUGCGCAAAAAUGAUCUCAUUACACAUCAGAGAAUUCACACGGGAGAGAAACCAUACAAAUGCAGUGACUGCGGGAAGGCCUUCACUACAAAGUCAGGGCUCAAUGUUCAUUCAAGAAAACAUACAGGAGAGAGGCCCUAUGGAUGUAGUGAUUGUGGGAAAGCUUUUGCCCACUUGUCUAUCCUUGUUAAACAUAAGAGAAUUCACAGGUAGUCAUUUUUGGAAAGCCUCCUGCAAGAUGUAGGCCCUGAAGAUAUCUGCAGAGUGAUUUCAUGAAUGCAGAAUAUUUGGUUGUUUAGUGAUCAAUUACCUCACGUUUUGUGUCAGAAGAAACAUACAAAACAUUUGAGAAAAUAUUUUAGGACAUUAUGUCUAAAGAUCGUAUACUGAGAAAAAUCCUGUGAAUGUGGCAGACUAUGAAAGCCUUUCGUGGGAAGAUAGACCCUCUCAGAAAUGAUCAUCAUAGAUCAUGAAUAAACUACUAAUUGUGGAAAUGUAAUAAUUAUGGGAAAGCCUUUGCCCAGAAAUAAAACCUCAGUAGAUUGAGAGAGUUCACACUGGAGAGAUAUUUUCCUCUGGCAGUGAACAUGGCAGGGUUUUCAAUAAAAUGUUUUGCCUC
Molecule: messenger RNA, 2866 nt
Organism: Saimiri boliviensis boliviensis (Bolivian squirrel monkey)
Lineage: Eukaryota; Metazoa; Chordata; Mammalia; Primates; Cebidae
Gene: ZNF615
Product: zinc finger protein 615
Biological process (GO): regulation of transcription by RNA polymerase II
Cellular component (GO): nucleus
Molecular function (GO): sequence-specific DNA binding; DNA-binding transcription factor activity, RNA polymerase II-specific
Source: RefSeq, a predicted model, not a curated record